Molecule: messenger RNA, 288 nt
Organism: Parnassius apollo (apollo)
Lineage: Eukaryota; Metazoa; Arthropoda; Insecta; Lepidoptera; Papilionidae
Source: the annotation of a GenBank genome assembly
AUGUGUAUUAUAUCUGGGAAGAGGAAUACGAAUUCAUACAUCGUGACACGGGGCUGUGCUAUCGUCUGCGUGAGUGAGAAGCUCGAACUACUGGAAGUAAAUGGAGAAGUUAAUCAAAAGAAUGCUCACGAAUUUGCGAUUAAUGAUGGAGCCGAGGAAGAAGUUGCAACAGAAUUUGUUGCUGAAGCUAGUGAUUGUGUGACUCAACACAAAGGCGUGGACGAUGAGUGUCUACGAGCGCUGCCAAUAGCGAAGUGCUUUCGAACCAAAAACAAAGACCUCGACUGA